UGGAGGAGAGGGGAGGGGAGGUUGGGAGACGGCUGCUGUCCCACUGAAGCAGAACUCUGAGAACAUAGAUGUCGUGUUUCACACACAUUUUGGAGAACGGGGGAGACACAUAGACGACAGGAGAGAUACAGGAGAGGUUCAGACACAGAAAGGAGAGGUAGAGAGACCAAGAGGAGAGAUAGAGAGAGAGAGAGAGAGAGAGAGAGAGAGAGAGAGAGAGGAGAGGAGAGGUAGAGAGACCAAGAGAAGAGGUAGAGAGAGAGAGAGGAGAUGUUGAUAGACUGACAUGUUGGCCAACAGGACACUAGCCUGCCUGGAGUGACAAUUCACCUGCAGAACCUACAACUGUGAGGCUGUUCCAUCUCCGCCGCUCUGCUGCAGGGUGCAGAAUGUGGGCGCUGGUGGGCGUGGCCUGUCUGUGCCAGUGUGUAAUUGGGCAGCUGGCGAAGGCGAAGGAAGUUGCACCCCGUCUGGUCUGCAGCGUUCCGGGGUUGCCGGGGGCGCCGGGCAAGCCCGGGCCCAGCGGGGGGGCGGGGGCGGAGGGCCAGGUGGGGAUCCCCGGGAGAGACGGCAGGGACGGACGCAAGGGGGAGAAGGGGGAGAAGGGGGACGCAGGUGUGAAGGGACGUGUGGGGCCAACGGGUAGGCAUGGUGACCGGGGGGACCGGGGGCCAGGGGGAAAGAGAGGCCCCGGGGGAGAGCAAGGAGUCCCGGGCCCCACGGGGGCCCACGGCCCCCAUGCCCAGAAGGGGGACCGGGGCCCCCGAGGCCAACGGGGGACCCCGGGCGUCUGCAGGUGUGGCAGCCUGGUGCCCAAAGCAGCCUUCUCCGUCGGCAUCACCAGCAGCUACCCAGCUGAGAAGACGCCCAUCAGGUUCAACAAGGUCCUCUUCAACGAGGGGGGCCACUACAACCCGGACACGGGCAAGUUCAUCUGCGCCUACCCGGGCGUCUACUACUUCUCCUACGACAUCACCCUGGCCGACAAGCACCUGGCCAUCGGCCUUGUGCAGAAUGGGCAGUACCGUAUCAAGACCUUCGACGCCAACACGGGGAACCACGACGUGGCGUCCGGUUCCACCGUGAUGUUCCUGAACCCUGAGGACGAGGUGUGGCUGGAGAUCUUCUUUAAGGACCAGAACGGCCUGUUCUCCGACCCGGGCUGGUCCGAUAGUCUCUUCUCUGGGUUCCUGCUCUACGCCGACACCAUUUACCUCGACACACUGUCUGAGGACUAUGCUUAGAUAGAUAUUUAAUAGAUAUUCUAGAAAGUACUAUUCUAUUAUCUUAGAGUGGAGUGAAGGGAGGGGAAGGACUGGAGAUUGUAGUAUUCACAUCAUUUUAAAUGUUCUUAUUUAUGACCUGUAUUAUUAAUCACAGCAUCUAGCAGAAUACAUUAAAUCUC
Messenger RNA from Osmerus eperlanus (European smelt), 1405 nucleotides. RefSeq names its product complement C1q tumor necrosis factor-related protein 7. The transcript has 3 exons. Lineage: Eukaryota; Metazoa; Chordata; Actinopteri; Osmeriformes; Osmeridae. Gene Ontology annotation, molecular function: protein binding. The record is from RefSeq and is a predicted model, not a curated record. The coding region runs from base 390 to 1244 and encodes 284 amino acids.